This is a messenger RNA of Aspergillus bombycis, 774 nucleotides long. RefSeq names its product alpha/beta fold hydrolase. Bases 1 to 774 code for a protein of 257 amino acids. NCBI's taxonomy places the organism in Eukaryota, Fungi, Ascomycota, Eurotiomycetes, Eurotiales, Aspergillaceae. The transcript has a single exon. The record is from RefSeq and is a predicted model, not a curated record.
AUGCCCUUCGCCCCAAGCACCGAUAACCAGGAAAUCUACUACGAGAUCCAAGGCCAACCGGGGCCGGGACCUACGUUGGUAUUCGUCUCCGGCUACAUGGGCAUCGCCAACAUCUGGCAGCCAUUAAUCUCUAGCCUCCGCUCUCGCCACCACUGCAUCGCCUACGACUCACGCGGAUAUGGGAGAUCCUCCAAGCCCGAAACACCCGACAGUUACACCGUCCCCGGACACGCUGCCGAUCUGCGUGCAGUCCUCCGAGCCGCAAACAUCACCCACCCCGUGGUACUCAUCACACACUCAAUGGGCGGCAACAUCGCCUCGACAUACUUCCUCAAGCACCCAGAUACAGUCGCCGGGAUUAUCUACACGGGCACCUACUAUGACGGCAAGACCGUCGACGGGAAGUUCAUAACAUAUGAUGGAUUGACAGAUGGCGUCGAGAGUCCGUCUCGGGCUGCGCGGUUUUAUUCUGCCAUGGGGCUGAGUGAAGACAUCGCCCUCGAGGCGGCGAAGUGGCCCCCGCAUGGCCGUCGAUAUAAUGCCAAGGCGUUGUUCCAAUGUGAUAUGCAAGAUAGUUAUACUUACAUCACUGUGCCGACGCUGAUUGUUCAGGGUGAACACGAUCUGUUGCCGUUGGAGCACUGUGUCAUGCCCAUGGCAAGGGCUUUGCCGUCUUGUCGGUUGGAGAUCCUGCCUGGUGUGUAUCAUUUUCCACCGACCGAGGCACCGGAGGUGUUGAAGGGGUUGGUUGAGGGGUUUUUGGGAGGUUUAUGA